AUGGGAAAGGAAGAGACUCAUAUCAACAUUUUCAUCACUGGACAUGUAGAUGUGGGCAAGUGCACCACUACUGGCCACCUGAUCUACAGAUGUGAUGGGAUCAACAAAAGAACCAUCAAAAAAUUCGAGAAGUUGGCUGCUGAGAUGAGUAAGGAUCUCUUCAGGUAUGCCUUGGUCUCGGAUAAAUUGAAAGCUGAAGGUGAGCGUGGUAUCACCACUGAUAUCUCUCUGCAGAAAUCUGAGACCAGGAGGUAUUACAGGGUCAUCACUGAUGACCCAGGACACAAAGACUUCCUCAAAAACAUGAUUACAGGCCCAUCUCAGCCUGCCUGUGCUGUCCUGAUCGUUGUUGCUGGUGUUGCUGAAUUUGAAGUUGUUAUCUCCAAAAACGGGCAGACCCGUGAGCAAACCCUUCUGGCUUACACACUGGAUGUGAAACAACUAAUUGCUGGUGUUAACAAAAUGCAUUCCACUGAGCCAGCCUACGGCUAG
Molecule: messenger RNA, 492 nt
Organism: Choloepus didactylus (southern two-toed sloth)
Lineage: Eukaryota; Metazoa; Chordata; Mammalia; Pilosa; Megalonychidae
Product: elongation factor 1-alpha 2-like
Exons: 1
Coding region: 1-492 (163 amino acids)
Biological process (GO): translational elongation; translation
Molecular function (GO): translation elongation factor activity; GTP binding; GTPase activity
Source: RefSeq, a predicted model, not a curated record